Molecule: messenger RNA, 1795 nt
Organism: Mercurialis annua (annual mercury)
Lineage: Eukaryota; Viridiplantae; Streptophyta; Magnoliopsida; Malpighiales; Euphorbiaceae
Product: glutamate decarboxylase 1
Exons: 7
Coding region: 76-1569 (497 amino acids)
Biological process (GO): L-glutamate catabolic process
Cellular component (GO): cytosol
Molecular function (GO): glutamate decarboxylase activity; pyridoxal phosphate binding
Source: RefSeq, a predicted model, not a curated record
ACUUCAUUUCCUCACCCUCCUCAUCACUCCCACUUUAUUUCACUCAUUCUUCCACUUGUCUCCUCUCUCUCCGCCAUGGUUCUCUCCAAAACAGUCUCCGAAUCCGACGUCUCCGUCCACUCAACCUUCGCUUCCCGAUAUGUUCGCGCUCCACUUCCCCGGUUUCGGAUGCCGGAGAACUCGAUCCCGAAAGAUGCAGCGUAUCAGAUAAUAAACGACGAGCUAAUGUUGGACGGAAAUCCGAGGCUGAACUUGGCGUCAUUUGUGACGACGUGGAUGGAACCUGAAUGUGAUAAGCUUGUAAUGGCGGGUAUUAAUAAAAACUACGUUGACAUGGAUGAAUAUCCUGUCACUACCGACUUGCAGAACCGAUGUGUAAACAUGAUAGCACAUCUGUUUAAUGCACCACUUGGAGAGUCAGAGACAGCAGUAGGAGUUGGAACUGUUGGAUCCUCAGAGGCUAUUAUGUUGGCUGGAUUGGCUUUCAAAAGAAAGUGGCAAAACAAGAGAAAAGCUGAGGGCAAGCCUUUUGAUAAACCGAAUAUUGUCACUGGUGCCAACGUUCAGGUUUGUUGGGAGAAAUUUGCAAGGUACUUUGAAGUGGAGUUGAAGGAAGUGAAACUGACCGAAGGGUAUUAUGUAAUGGAUCCAGCGAAAGCAGUUGAAAUGGUUGAUGAGAACACAAUUUGUGUUGCUGCUAUUCUUGGUUCCACCCUUAAUGGAGAAUUUGAAGACGUCAAGCUCUUGAAUGAUCUCUUGGUUGCCAAGAACGAAGAAACUGGAUGGGAUACUCCAAUCCAUGUAGAUGCAGCAAGUGGUGGAUUUAUUGCACCAUUUCUGUACCCAGAACUAGAGUGGGAUUUCAGAUUGCCAUUGGUGAAGAGCAUCAAUGUUAGUGGCCACAAAUAUGGGCUUGUCUAUGCUGGUAUUGGUUGGGCCAUCUGGAGAACCAAAGAAGACUUGCCUGAAGAACUCAUCUUCCAUAUUAACUACCUUGGAGCUGAUCAGCCUACCUUCACUCUCAAUUUCUCCAAAGGUUCUAGUCAAGUCAUUGCUCAAUACUAUCAACUCAUUCGGUUGGGUUAUGAGGGAUACAGGAGCAUAAUGGAAAACUGCAGGGACAACAUGAUGGUACUAAAAGAAGGACUUGAAAAGACAGGAAAAUUCAACAUAGUCUCAAAGGAUGUCGGAGUUUCACUAGUAGCAUUUUCCUUAAAAGACCACAGCUGCCAUAACGAAUUCGAAAUUUCGGAAAUGCUAAGGAGGUUCGGAUGGAUUGUUCCUGCUUACACAAUGCCUGCCGAUGCCCAACACAUUACUGUUCUUCGCGUCGUCAUUAGAGAAGACUUUUCUCGCACGUUUGCUGAGAGACUUGUGAUUGACAUCGAAAGGGUUCUGCAUGAACUCGACACUCUUCCUUCUAGGAUUACUGAAAAGAUUGCAAUUCUUGAAGACAAAGCAAAGAGUGAAAAUAAAAAUGGGAAGAAGACUGAAGUUGAAACACAAAAGGAGAUUACUACUAUUUGGAAGAAAUUUGUUCUUCAAAAGAAAAUGAAUGGUGUUUGUUAAGAGGUAAUUUAUUUUCAAUUGGAUGAUGAUGAUGAUUUCUUUUUAUCUAUGUAUGAGUUUGUAUCACUUUUGUUGUAUCGUUUGUAUGGAUUUUUCAUGAGAGCAAAUUAUAUUAUGUGUUUGUAUGUGGCUACAUAACUUAACUUUCAUGUAUAGUAUCUAAGUAUCAUAAACUUAUAUGUGAACCAAUUUGAAUCUUAUGAAUCUGUUGUUGUUUUAUGGGUAA